AUGCUCCAGCGGCUCUACGUGGGGCGGCUGCCCGAGGAUACCGGUAUGACCAAGGCCGAGCUUGUCUCGCGCUUCGAGCGCUUCCUCACCAACAACGCUGACCUUCGCAUCGACGACGUCCAGCUCAUGGCCAACUCGGCGGCCAAGGACUUUGCCUACCCCCAAGUGUCUUUUUUCACUCUGACAGCAAUGGGCGAUGUCAUUUCAAACAUGAUGGUGUCGGCCAAGUGGUGGUGCAUCUUGGAUCGCAUCUCGCUGUCACUCUACGCUUCACGCUACCUUGCAUUCCGUGGUGUCCAAAGCGCCCUCUACUGA
Molecule: messenger RNA, 315 nt
Organism: Saprolegnia parasitica CBS 223.65
Lineage: Eukaryota; Oomycota; Saprolegniomycetes; Saprolegniales; Saprolegniaceae
Exons: 2
Coding region: 1-315 (104 amino acids)
Source: RefSeq, a predicted model, not a curated record